CAAAGCUUCUUCCACUCAGUCUUUGCCUACUCUCUCUCCGAUCUCGUUCCCGCCUCUCUCUGUAAUUGCAAAAUGGAACGUGCUCGGAAGCUCGCUAACCGUCCGAUUUUACGGCGGCUGAUAUCGGAAGCAAAGCAGCUCCGCGCGGCGGGCGGAACGCCGGCCCCUGCUGCUGCAUUUCACACGCCGGCGAUAUGCGUUUCGUCUAUCGCCAAUUGCGCAUUCCGGAAUAAGAUCUGUGAUCCUUUUCGGCGUGGGAGUGGAUUUCGCGCGGAUCAGGUCCGGUCCAUCUCCGUCGAGUCGUUGAAACCCAGCGACACCUUCCCGCGCCGCCACAACUCGGCUACUCCGGAGGAGCAGUCGAAGAUGGCCGAGUUUUGCGGGUUCCCGAGUCUCGAUGCCCUCAUCGAUUCCACCGUUCCUCAGUCUAUUCGUAUCCAGUCCAUGGAAUUCCCCAAAUUCGACCAGGGACUCACGGAGGCGCAAAUGAUCGAGCAUAUGAAGGGUUUGGCGUCUAAGAACAAGGUUUUUAAGUCGUAUAUAGGGAUGGGGUAUUACAACACGUUUGUGCCUCCAGUGAUCCUGAGGAAUGUUAUGGAAAAUCCUGGUUGGUAUACUCAGUAUACUCCCUACCAGGCCGAGAUUUCGCAAGGCCGUCUUGAAUCCUUGCUGAAUUUUCAGACUAUGAUUACAGAUCUCACAGGUUUGCCCAUGUCCAAUGCGUCUCUGUUAGACGAGGGCACUGCUGCUGCAGAGGCAAUGGCCAUGUGUAAUAACAUCCAAAAGGGGAAAAAGAAAACUUUUGUUAUUGCCAGGAAUUGUCACCCCCAGACCAUUGAUGUUUGUAAAACACGAGCUGAUGGAUUUGAGGUCAAGGUAGUGACUGCGGACCUUAAGGAUAUCGAUUACAAGUCUGGGGAUGUUUGUGGAGUGUUGGUUCAGUAUCCUGGGACUGAGGGAGAGGUUUUGGACUACGCGGAUUUCAUCAAGAACGCGCAUGCCCAUGGGGUAAAGGUUGUAAUGGCCACAGAUUUGUUGGCUCUGACAAUGUUGAAACCCCCGGGUGAAUUCGGGGCUGAUAUUGUUGUCGGAUCUGCUCAGAGGUUUGGUGUUCCUAUGGGAUAUGGUGGUCCUCAUGCGGCUUUCCUGGCCACAUCCCAAGAGUACAAGAGAAUGAUGCCAGGGAGAAUUAUUGGUGUGAGUGUUGAUUCUGCAGGGAAACCAGCUCUGCGUAUGGCAAUGCAGACCAGGGAACAGCACAUCCGUAGGGAUAAGGCUACAAGCAACAUUUGCACUGCUCAGGCGUUGCUUGCCAAUAUGGCUGCUAUGUAUGCUGUUUACCAUGGGCCAGAAGGGCUUAAAACAAUUGCUCAACGUGUUCAUGGCCUUGCUGUAACUUUUGCUGCCGGAAUGAAAAAGCUCGGGACAGUGGAAGUCCAGAGUCUUCCAUUCUUUGACACUGUGAAGGUUUCGUGUGCUGAUGCAAAAGCAAUUGCUGGAGCUGCUUACGAAAAUGAGAUUAACUUGAGGAUUGUGGGAAACAACACCAUAACUGUUUCAUUUGAUGAAACAACCACAUUAGCAGAUGUCGACAAGCUGUUCGAAGUUUUUGCUUGUGGGAAGCCUGUGUCGUUCAGUGCCCAAUCUAUUGCACCGGAGGUUCAAAAUGCAAUUCCUUCCAGUCUUAUAAGGGAGACCCCCUAUUUGACUCACCCAGCAUUCAACAUGUACCAUACUGAGCAUGAGCUGCUCAGGUACCUUCACAGGCUGCAAGCGAAGGAUCUUUCUCUGUGCCAUAGCAUGAUUCCUCUUGGAUCCUGUACUAUGAAACUGAAUGCAACAUCUGAGAUGAUGCCAGUUACAUGGCCCAACUUUACAGAUAUUCAUCCGUUUGCACCUACUGAACAGGCUGCAGGUUUCCAGGAAAUGUUCAGUGAUUUGGGUGAUUUAUUGUGUACAAUUACUGGAUUUGAUUCAUUUUCCUUGCAACCUAAUGCUGGUGCUGCUGGAGAGUAUGCUGGAUUGAUGGUUAUUCGUGCAUAUCAUCUGUCAAGAGGUGACCAUCACCGCAAUGUAUGCAUUAUACCGGUAUCAGCACAUGGAACAAAUCCUGCAAGUGCAGCCAUGUGUGGAAUGAAAAUUGUAGCUGUUGGAACUGAUGCAAAAGGAAAUAUUAAUAUUGAAGAACUAAAGAAGGCUGCUGAGGCCAAUAAGGAAAACCUGGCUGCUCUUAUGGUUACUUAUCCUUCAACACAUGGUGUCUAUGAGGAAGGAAUUGAUGACAUAUGCAAUAUAAUUCAUGAUAAUGGCGGUCAAGUUUACAUGGAUGGAGCAAACAUGAAUGCACAGGUUGGUUUGACAAGUCCAGGCUUCAUUGGAGCAGAUGUUUGCCAUCUUAAUCUCCACAAAACAUUCUGCAUUCCUCACGGUGGAGGCGGUCCAGGCAUGGGUCCCAUCGGUGUGAAGAAACACCUUGCGCCAUUUUUGCCUUCACAUCCAGUGGUUCCAACUGGAGGUAUCCCUUCCCCUGAAAAGAGCCAGCCUUUGGGUACCAUAUCAGCUGCUCCUUGGGGAUCUGCACUUAUUUUGCCAAUAUCAUAUACCUAUAUUGCCAUGAUGGGGUCAAAGGGACUUACUGAAGCAUCAAAGAUAGCCAUCUUGAAUGCAAACUACAUGGCUAAACGCUUGGAGAGCCACUAUCCGGUUCUAUUCCGUGGUGUCAAUGGGACAUGUGCCCAUGAAUUCAUUAUUGAUUUGAGGGGAUUCAAGAGCACUGCUGGAAUCGAGCCUGAAGAUGUCGCUAAACGUCUUAUGGACUAUGGUUUUCAUGCACCAACUAUGUCAUGGCCUGUCCCGGGAACACUAAUGAUUGAACCAACCGAAAGUGAAAGCAAGGCAGAGUUAGACAGGUUUUGUGAUGCACUCAUUUCCAUUAGGGGAGAAAUUUCUCAGAUUGAGAAAGGGGAGUUUGAUAUUAACAAUAAUGUUCUUAAGAAUGCACCUCAUCCACCAUCUGUGCUCAUGGCGGACGAGUGGAAAAAACCAUAUUCUAGGGAAUAUGCUGCUUUCCCUGCUCCCUGGCUGAGAACUGCCAAAUUCUGGCCAUCUGCAGGGCGUGUGGACAACGUGUAUGGAGAUCGCAACCUUGUCUGCACUCUCCUCCCGCCAUCACAGAUGGCCGAAGAGCGUGCCGCCGCUGCUGCCACUGCUUAAGUAAGAAUGUCUCUUCCACAGUUCACAAGUACACACAGAUACCACAUUCAUUAUCAUUAUUAUUUACAAUGUGAACAGUUCACAAGUACACACAGAUACACACAGAUACCACAUUCAUUAUCAUUAUUAUUUAGCUGCAGUUGAUUUCUUUCAGUUUUCUUUUUUAUGUUUGUUUAUAGUAUACAGUAUAUAACUGCAGCUAACUGCUGUUGUGUAAUUA
This is a messenger RNA of Cuscuta campestris, 3433 nucleotides long. NCBI's taxonomy places the organism in Eukaryota, Viridiplantae, Streptophyta, Magnoliopsida, Solanales, Convolvulaceae. The record is from the annotation of a GenBank genome assembly.